AUGAACAAACAAAGUUUGUAUGAAGGUUUCAAGAAAGUUUACAACAGUGUUGUUGGUGUUAAAACGACUUCAAGCUUCCAUGAAACGGGAACUUUAACCCCGAUGGAAUUUAUUCAAGCUGGAGAUGAACUGCUGCACAAAAUGCCCGUGUGGUCAUGGGCUGAAGGACCUGAAAACAUCCAACCAUUUCUUCCACCGAACAAAAAGUACCUCGUUUAUCGUGGCGCUCCCUGUUAUGAGCGGGCAGCGGUGGCGGGAAAUGAUGAUGCAGAUGAAAUUGUAGAAGAUGAUGAUGAUGAGUGGAUAACAACGCAUGCAAAUCGCGUAUUAAAAGCAACCACAGAAAUAGCUGCCGAAAAGACCAUAAACUGGGACGAUGAUGAUGAUGAUGAUGAUGCUAAUAAUAAUAAUAAUGUUGUUGUUGUUGACAGUAGCCGUAAAGAUGAAGGUGACGACGACGAGGAUGCGGACAGGGACCAAACGGAGCGGCGACGGUGUCGACUGUAUGAUGUUUAUAUGGUAUACGAUCAAUAUUAUCAAACUCCACGUAUAUUUCUUAUUGGUUACGCUGAAGAUCACGUCACACCUCUCACAACAUCCGAAAUGAUGGAAGAUGUUUAUCCGGUGAAUCGUGAGAGAACUGUUUCAAUUGAUCCUCAUCCAUUCCUGCAAGCCGCUUGCAUCAGCAUUCAUCCGUGUCGCCAUGCUGAAACAAUGCGGCGGAUGAUUCAACACAUGAAGCAACGAUUUGAGGAAAGUUCACCAGAAACGGCAAAGUUUGUCUUCCCAACACAUAUGGCAUUAUUUCUUUUCCUCAAAUUCAUUUCCUCUGCAGUGCCGAGCAUCGAAUAUGAUUUGUCGACAGGUAUCGACAUUUAA
This is a messenger RNA of Trypanosoma brucei brucei TREU927, 879 nucleotides long. RefSeq names its product autophagocytosis associated protein, putative. Gene Ontology annotation, molecular function: Atg8-family ligase activity. Bases 1 to 879 code for a protein of 292 amino acids. NCBI's taxonomy places the organism in Eukaryota, Euglenozoa, Kinetoplastea, Trypanosomatida, Trypanosomatidae. Gene Ontology annotation, biological process: autophagy of mitochondrion; autophagosome assembly; nucleophagy. The record is from RefSeq and is a predicted model, not a curated record. Gene Ontology annotation, cellular component: cytoplasmic ubiquitin ligase complex; cytosol. The transcript has a single exon.